GGCGACGUUACUUUUACUUAUACUUUCUAUAUACCUUGGCUUGUGUGGUGGCCGAUCGAUGCCUACAUUGUGCCGCUGAGCCAAGCCUCGAUACGGAAUAACACAGCACAACCUUAAACUGACGGACAACGAACAAAGCAAGCAACGGACGAACCUUUUUCCUUGGAUCAGCAUCAAUCAACCAAAAUCAAUUAUCUACCUUACCCUUUUGAUAUAACUUUCCUCGCGUAUCCAAGCCGCCUCGAAUCUUCUUUCUUCCCCAUCCCAUUCCACCAGCAAACAACGAGCAAGUCGCAAACAUUUUUUUCUGCAGCACAACAUCACGCGCCGCUCAACAAAUUAUGGCGGCCAACGGUGACGUCUCCGUGCCCCGCUCCGAGUCCCCCACUGGGUCGCCUCGAUCCGCUUCCAUUUCCCUACAGGCGGCCGCGGCUAUGAACGCCGGACUCCAACGAGAACCUUCACGCAGAUCCUCCAACAGCUCCCUCCCACGCGGCUUCUCUUCUCCUUCCUCCGGACGGCGACGAUCAACCAUCCUCAUGAACCUCCAGCUAAACGACCCGUCGGUGCCCGCGCCGGGCGAGAUGUUUCAAGACCCCAUACGAGCGAGCCCGCAGCCCAUCGCCGGCGCUGCCCUGCCGCCAGACGCGAGCCGACACCACAGAACUCCAAGCUUGGGCGAGCUUCAUCAGGAGCUUGAGGCAGAGCAGGAGGGCCACGUCAACCGACUGCUAAACAUGAUCCGGCAACAACAACUGGAGCUUCAGCGCCUUCAAGCAAGCCACCCGCAAGCAGUAGCUGCAGACGAAGCUGCCGCAAGCUCCGAGAGAGCACCCCGAUCGCUCCCCGUCCCCAUCAACACCCAGUCUCCAACCGGCAACCACAUCCCGUCAGCGUCCAGCUCCUCCUUUUCCCGAUCGCCAAUCUUCCCCCACCAUCGAAACUCCAUGGAGAUGGCCCGCGCCGACAUGCAGCGCCGGUCCAGGACGCCGAGCAGAAACGCCUCCCCUCGCUUGCGGGCGACUUCCAUCAGCGCCGAGAGUGGGGAUUGGUCUCUGUUCCGUGACGAGAGCGCCUUCUAUCAGGCCGAGACGCAGAUGUUGACCCGCGAGAACCAGAUGCUCCGGCAUCGGAUUCGUGAAUUGGAAAAACAAGUCAACGACUUAUCAUCCAACUCUCCAGUACCAAACGAACCUUCGGUAUCUUCUAAUCUCACUCGAUCAUCAACCUCUGCUGAAGAGGUCGAGCCUGCACCCAGAGCAGCGUAGAAAAACGUUUGAUCUUAUGUAUCUAUUUUUCAAUUAUGUGGCAAUCACGGAUUAUGAUUGAUAUGCGGGAACCUUUCUAGCUCUUUGAGAUUGGCGGACUUCUUUUCCUUUUCUUUUCCUUUUCUUUUUCUUUUCCUUUCUUCCUUUUUGUCGACUUGAGAGCCACAUAUAUUGUUACGCAGGUAUUGUAGACACGAUAGUCGCAAUUUGCCAUUUUAGCUGGCGUCUAGGACGAAGUAAAUUGUUUUAAAUACACAGGACUAGCACAAGAAUAAUCCCAAAA
Messenger RNA from Trichoderma asperellum CBS 433.97, 1551 nucleotides. RefSeq lists its product as uncharacterized. Lineage: Eukaryota; Fungi; Ascomycota; Sordariomycetes; Hypocreales; Hypocreaceae. The record is from RefSeq and is a predicted model, not a curated record.